AUGGCCCCCGUUACCUACGACAUUCCUGCUGCGCAGACCACCACUCCCCAGAAGCCUGCAGUCUCUCUCGAUAUCUUCCCCGAUGGCUUGAAGACCACCGGCCAGCAGCCCCCUCUCUACGACCAGAUCAGACCAUUCUCUGAAUUCCCCAAGAAAAUCACCGGCCCAACAGUCUGGAAGGCCGAGGACUACAAGAACAAUCCCGAGAAAUGGACCCAUCGUUUCACUGAGGAAGAAUGCGCUGAGAUGAGCGCUGCUGCCGAUGCCUUUGUUGCUUCUGGCAUCCCCCUGACUGCCAUAUCCAAGGACAACUUCAGACUUCCCAAGUUCGCCAGCUUCCUCGAAGUCUUGAGAAAGGAUAUCAUUGAUGGCAAGGGAUUCAUCCUCUUCAAGGGAUUCCCAGUCCAGGAAUGGGGAACCCGCAAGGCUGCCAUUGCCUACAUGGGUCUCGGAACCUAUCUUGGAUACUUCGUCAGCCAGAACAGCCGUGGCCAUGCUCUGGGACACGUUAAGGAUCUUGGCGAAGACUCUGGAAAGAUCGACAAAGUCCGUAUCUACAGAACCAACGCUAGACAAUUCUUCCACACCGAUGACUGUGACAUCGUUGGUCUGCUCUGCGUGGCCAAGGCAUUCGAGGGUGGCGAGUCCGAUAUCAUCUCCUCUCACCACGUCUACAAUGUCCUCGCUGAGGAGCGCCCUGAUGUCCUGGAGACCUUGACCAAGCCCAACUGGUACGUUGAUCGUAAGGGUGAGGUUAGCGUUGGCGAAGAGGAGUACAUCAGAGCUGCCAUUAUGUACCUUGAGCCCAAGGGAGGCCGCGUCUACACCAAAUGGGACCCUUACUACGUUCAGUCCCUUAGCCGUUUCUCCGAUGCAGGCAUCAUCCCACCACUCUCCCCAGAGCAGAUCGAGGCCAUGGAAGUCCUUGAGGCCACCUGCCUCCGCCUCUCCCUCCACAUGGUUCUCGAUGUUGGUGACAUCCAGUUCCUCUCCAACUCCCAGGUCCUCCACGCCCGUACUGCCUACAAGGACUUCCCACCACCAGCUCCUCGCCGCCACCUCAUGAGACUCUGGCUCUCUACCCCUGAGAACGAGGGUGGCUGGAACCUCCCAUUCUGGGACACCAACGAGAAGAAGCGUGGUGGUAUCCAGGUCAAUGACAACGCUCCAGUCGCUAACUUGGACGCCGACUAA
Trichophyton verrucosum HKI 0517 is the source of this 1194-nucleotide messenger RNA. RefSeq names its product TfdA family oxidoreductase, putative. The record is from RefSeq and is a predicted model, not a curated record. The transcript is spliced from 4 exons. NCBI's taxonomy places the organism in Eukaryota, Fungi, Ascomycota, Eurotiomycetes, Onygenales, Arthrodermataceae. Gene Ontology annotation, molecular function: oxidoreductase activity. The coding region runs from base 1 to 1194 and encodes 397 amino acids.